AUGUAUAAGUAAAGCUAGAAAAUACAAUCAAAUGUAUAAAGAUUGAACUAAAUACAUAGAAAUUAUGUGGCUGGUGAUUACUAUUAAAAUUAUAAAAAUAAUUAGAAUAUUGAGGAUCCUUUAAAUGCCUAAAAAAUGAUUGAAUAAUAUAAGUAUAAAAAGAACGAAAAGAAAUAACUAGUAACAAAGAGAAUAAAAAUGGUGGACCCUUUUUCUAAUAAAUAUUAGCGUGAUAUGUAAAUUUAAAGAAUGAAAAUUAGAAAUUCAUUUGCAUAUGUUUAUGAGGCAGGAGGAAUACCAUGUAAGAUUAAUUAUAAUGCUCAUGGAAACAUGAAAAUAUAAUGGAUCCCAGAUGUUAAUAUAAUGACAUUACCAUAUGAUCCAGUAUUGGUUACAUGUUUUAAUGGAUUAUUAGAAGAUGUUCAUCCUUAUUUAGCAAUUGCUACUAUGGCAAUUUAAUACAUGUUAUCAAAUGAAGUAAAUAUUUAAUUAGAAUUAAGAAUGCCUAAGAAAAAAUAAUAUCACUUCUACCUAAAUUAGUGUUACCAUUAAGAAAUGCAUUAAGUUCUAAAAGUGAUAAAGUAUUUAGUUCAGCAUUGACAGUUUUGAUGUAAUCUCUCCUCUUUAAUUGAGUUCUUUGUCUAAUAUAGUUGGAUCUCAUUUGGAUAAAUAUUUAAAAUUAUUUAUUGUUCCAAUUUGGUAGAGAUAAAAUCAUUCUGCUUUUGGUGAACAAAUUAGAAUAGCUUUUGUUACUUUGGAAGAUAAUGGAGUAUUUUAACUAAUUUAAUUAGGGUUCUGAAGUUUAUUAAAUUAUUAAACAAAAGAUUCCAACCUACUCAAAUUUUUGA
Messenger RNA from Paramecium sonneborni, 848 nucleotides. Lineage: Eukaryota; Ciliophora; Oligohymenophorea; Peniculida; Parameciidae. The record is from the annotation of a GenBank genome assembly.